This is a messenger RNA of Rhopilema esculentum, 2523 nucleotides long. Lineage: Eukaryota; Metazoa; Cnidaria; Scyphozoa; Rhizostomeae; Rhizostomatidae. The record is from RefSeq and is a predicted model, not a curated record.
UUAGCAACGUCGGAGCAUAAACUGCUUUAUCAAUAUUAUUGAUGAAUAGGAUGAAGAGGAGAGGCCCAAGAACACUUCCUAGGGGCAUGACAGAAAAUACUAGUGCCCAAUACAACUCCGACCAGUUCAGUACUACUCUUUGAUUUGGCCCAUUGAGCCAUGAUUCAGUAUAUUUGUCCAGUGAUACCAUGUGCUUUUAUCUUGGAGGGAAGAUGCUGAUGUGGUACAUGAGCAAAUGCCUUUAAGAAGUCAAGAUAGAAAACAUCAAUGUUGUGGCCUUGAUCAAGAAGACUAACACAAUGUCAUUGAGACAAAGUUCAAAUUAUGUUUGGUCUGUUGCUGAUGUCAUUGGGCAUGGAGCAACAGGAUGUGUUUACAUUGCCAGAAGCAAGAAAGAUGGAAAACCAUAUGCAGCAAAAGUUUUUAUGAUGUCCGUACAAAUGCGCUCAUCUCAAAUCAGAAUGAGGGAAACUGCCUUGCUGAGAAAAUUGCAACAUGAAAAUGUUGUAACACUUGUUGCUGAAGAGGCUGAGGUUGGCUCAAAAGCCACAGUGUUGAUCAUGGAGCUGUGUGAUUCAAGUUUGUACCACAUUCUUGAACUUCCAGAGAAUUAUUAUGGCUUGUCUGAAGAUGAAUUCAAAUGUGUUUUACAGGAUGUAGCUUCUGGAAUGAAGUAUCUCAGAGAGCACAAUGUUGUACAUAGGGAUGUGAAACCUGGAAAUAUUUUGCGAAAGCGAUCAUCAACUGGAGGGUCAAUUUACAAGCUCACAGAUUUUGGGGCGGCAAGACAAUUAAAUAAUGCAGACCAAAGUUUUAUGUCUAUAUAUGGAACUGAAGAGUACCUGCAUCCAGACGUUUACGAAAAGGCAGUGAUGAAGAAUUUUAGCAACAAAAAAUUCACCGCAGCAGUUGAUCUGUGGAGCAUGGGGGUCACAUUCUACCACGCUGCGACAGGACAGCUGCCAUUUAGGCCGUAUGGGGGCAGACAAAACAAAGACACAAUGUUCGAGAUAAUAAGUAGAAAGGGCCCGAAAAUAAUUUCUGGCAUACAAAGAAGUAAUGGCGGCCGUAUAGAGUACGAUGAUGACCUACCGGAGGAGACAAGAAUAUCAAAGGGUUUGAAAGUCCUAUUGCGGCCAGUAUUGCAGGAGCUUUUAGAAACAAGUGGAGAGGGUUUGGAGGACCUUAUCAGUUUUGAACAAUUUCACAAAAAGGUUGAAGACAUCGCCUCUCGACAGGUGGUCGAUGUUUUUGCUUUGGGUUCAAGCACAUUUCACAAGAUCUACAUGAAAAAAGAUGAGCAGUUUGAAGAUUUGAAAAAGAGCAUUGCGACCCACACUGACGUAAAAGAAGAGGAACAGCUGCUAUUUUUAGCCAAUGAUGAGUUUAACCCAAGUCAAAACACCCCUUUACAUGGAUUCCCGAAAAUAUCACGUGAGAACCCUUUGAUUGUCAUUGGAGGAAGAUCCACUCCACACGCGCAAUUAUAUCAAAGAAAAAUAACAAAUCUACCCAAAAUUCCCACCGGAAAAGCAAGAUCAGAUAACGAUAUUGACAUUCUAAAGAUAUACGCAAGCAUGUGCUUUGUUUAUCAGUUCAGUGCCGAGGAGCUGUACCACACUGCAGUGGCAAUACAGCUGGCAUUUGAUACCACAUCAUCGAUCAUAAACACUAGACUGAAGCAAACGAAGGAGCUGCACAAGAGUCUGGAUAGACGAAAAAUGCUCAUCGAUCAAGUAGUUUUUAGGGCGAAUAAGGAGCUAUUCGACAUGAAAACAGCGCAACACCCCACAGUCAAUGGAGUCCAAUCUGAUUCAUAUCUACCAGAUAACCAGCGAAAUUGUUUGGAGCAACUACAAAAUUUGCUAAGCAGUACAAAACCGGCCCUGGAUGCUGAAAAUUGCUGUGUUCCGGAAACCUACAGUCUUACAAAAGCUUUUCAUUGGCAGCAGAUAUCGGAUUGCAUCAAUACAGUUAAAGAAAGAGUCGAAAGUCUUUCAAUAGUCCGUCGUGAUCUCCACUUGAAAUUUGACAACUGGUUCUUAUCUGUCAAAAACAGAUUGCAAGACUUAGGGAAAAUUGGAUAUACUCUCGCAGCGGCAGAGUCGAAUGACUUCGAGAAGAUCGCUUGCCAUGUGAUCGAUCAGAUUUCGGCAGAGAAGAUGAGACUUUUUGUCGAACGAAAUCGAAACCCAGAUUCAGGGUUGGUUCAAAUUGAAGCUGAGGUCUCGUCAUUGGAGAGAAUUCUACGAGAUGUUGUCGUUCUUGUUGAAGAAGGCGACCAGAAGUUGAUGAGUUCAAAAGAGAUAUUCGAAGAAUUAUCUACAUGUGGCUCAUAAGAAAGAAAACGAGAAACAUCAUUAAAAUAAUAGAGAUGAAAUAUCAAAUACCUUACCGGUAAAAGUUAUCAUUUUCUUAAUGUAAAUUUAUUUCAUGAAAUUAUGCAUCUUAGGUAUAGAAUAGGAAAAAAAGAAUAGGACAAAAAUUGAUUUGAUUUCCGUAUGACAAAAGCUUUUCAGGUGA